Molecule: messenger RNA, 13553 nt
Organism: Corvus hawaiiensis (hawaiian crow)
Lineage: Eukaryota; Metazoa; Chordata; Aves; Passeriformes; Corvidae
Gene: TAFA1
Product: TAFA chemokine like family member 1
Exons: 5
Coding region: 829-1230 (133 amino acids)
Biological process (GO): neuroblast differentiation; regulation of neuroblast proliferation
Molecular function (GO): receptor ligand activity
Source: RefSeq, a predicted model, not a curated record
CUCUCUGUGCAAGGGAAGAGACUCCCUUAAGUCUCGCUUUCCUCUCGUGAAUAAGCGCCAGAACAACGCCGGGGAAUAAAGGCUCUGCUGGCAGAACUAGCGAGUCCCCAGAUCUCUCCUUGGCUGCCCAGCCCCUCGCCUCCCCCGGCGCUGCUCCCCUCCUGCCCAUCCCUACCUGCCUCCCCUCCUGCCCAUCCCUACCUGCCUCUCGCAGCCGGAGCGGCCGCUCCCCUGCGCGGUGCAGGCUCUGCUGCCGCUAUUUAAAUGCAGCUCCAGUCGCUGGCGAGCGCCGGGCUGGGGCUGGUGAGCGAGGGCUGUGUCGCUUUAAGGCACAUGUGAUACUCUCCCGAGCAGGGAUGUGUUGAAAUAGGCUCCGGCACCUCCAGCAUCCGAGAGCAGCGCUCGAACCGCCGCCUUCCUCGCCGCCCGUGCGGAGCCGGGGCUGCGCUGCCCGCACACGCGAGCUGCUCCUCGCCCUGAAGUGGCCUGGAAGCCGCAGAUCAUCUCAAGAUCGCUUCAAAGGGCUCGUCAAGCAGAAGGGGAUACUCGGGAAUGAUUUAAAGGUGAAAAUGAGAAGGUUUCCACCCCUCAAACCUUGGCCACUUUUCUGACGGCAGUCUGAGAGCUCAGAUGUCUUCUUUACUCUGGAAACAGGAUUUGUAACGAAAAAAAAAAUUUUUUUUUCCCUACUUCUAAUCCUGAUAAAGAAGAUUAUUGGGAAGCUAUAAAAGAAAUCCCUUAUUGUGAUACAGAUGGAUUUAAAAAAGUAUUAGAUCUUUCCGAUGAACACUACUAGAGCGCUCUGCUCUUGGUUGGAUUACUCAGAGAAUGGCAGUGGUCUCUGCAAUGUCCUGGGUCCUGUAUUUGUGGAUAAGUGCCUGUGCAAUGCUGCUCUGUCAGGGGUCCCUCCAUCACACUUUCCAGCAGCAUCACCUGCACAGACCAGAAGGAGGAACGUGUGAAGUUAUAGCAGCACACAGAUGCUGUAAUAAGAAUCGAAUUGAGGAAAGAUCACAAACAGUAAAAUGCUCCUGUCUACCUGGGAAAGUGGCUGGGACUACAAGAAACAGACCUUCCUGUGUUGAUGCUUCUAUAGUGAUUGGGAAAUGGUGGUGUGAGAUGGAGCCCUGCCUAGAAGGAGAGGAAUGUAAGACGUUGCCUGAUAAUUCUGGAUGGAUGUGUGCGACUGGCAAUAAAAUCAAGACCACCAGAAUCCACCCAAGGACUUAACAGAGCGCCCACGUCUGCAUGGAGACAGUGAAAGCCCUGCUGAUUUAUGAGGACAAAGUAUUGAAAGUUUAAAACCAUCUCAGCAUUUACAAGCCAAAUGGAUUUCUUAUUUGCACUUUGACUGUUUACCAGAAAACAACAGUGGCUUUACUGUGUGAAAGAAAGGAUUCGGUGGAAAUAAUGGCCCUGAUUUUUGACAGCUGAAAAUAAAAAAUGAAGAAAGUGAUUCCUUUGGUAAAGUUUCCGAGAUUGCAAAGUACAAACAACAGUAUAAGUUUGGAUCUACAAUUUACUUUAUACCAGUUAAAGUAUAUAUAUAUAGAAAUAUAUAUAUAUUAAUAUAUGAUAUUUUGAAAUAAAAGCCUCACUCUUCAAGAAAUUGAGUAGUACCACACUUUGCUGCAGCUGCUGUAAUAUUUUUUUUCCUUUUUUGCAAUGGUCUGGAAGUUCCCUACCUGUUUGAGAGAGAAAUGUGGCAGUGAAGAGGCAAAGCAAUCCUGCUGUGGUACAAGGACGCCUAAGAGCUACACGAAUCCUACCGAUGCAGCAUCCAGAGCUUCCUGUUCCCUUCAGCAGAAUUUUGAGGGCAUUUUUUGUUCCACUUUGUGUUCUGGAGGCUUUUCCCCUUGUGCAAUACUAGCAUGCUGGCUUUGCUUCAUUAACCAUACUUGAUUGAUAUAUAACAAUGAUAAUUCUAUCCUCCUCCAAGAAAAUAUUUUUAGAGCUGUUAGAUAUUCCAUGAAGAAGAGAUGGACAACUACUGAGUGAAGUACAGUAUGUAUUAAAAGUUUAUUUGGCAGAGUUUGGUAGACUGUGAGCUCCCUUCUUAUUAAAGAUGUACUGUACGUACAAUGUCUUCAGACUUUGUAUAGCUCGUAGAGACUCUAGUAAAAACCCAGUAACCACCUCCAAAGCUUUGCAUUGUUGGCUCACUAAUUCUUUGAAACAACAACAAAGCUAUUUCUUUCCAGACCAACACGUGAGGGGAAUUUUUUCAUACAGUUUGGUUUUUCAGGAACCCAUUUGAGGUUGAACAGGCACCUCAGCUUAAGCAUGCCUCUGUGGACACCUGGCUGUGUUCUCUUAUCCCACAGCACACAUGGGUCAACUACCUAAAUUUAAGUUUCCCUCAUUGCAAGCCAGGCUAACUCUUGUUGAGAGCAUUUGCCACCAGCUAAAAGCAUACAAAUAGGCAAUUCCACAGCACAGCAAAUGCACAACAGUUUGUGACAAGCACAAACUCGUGGCUGAUCCCUGCUUUUGCUUCAGAAUAGUUUCCUUCAGUUUAUUUUCAAUCUGUUUCUUGCCAUGGUGAAUUCAGCUGAGCUGAGAUGUUCCUCAACAAGGAUGUGUCCACAGAGACCUUGACCCAGCCACUGCGAGCAGUCUCAACUCCCAUUUAUGGCUGAGCUGUAGCUGUUCACCAGGCAGCCUGGGCCUGGCAUUGCUGAAGAAAGAUCAGAUCUGAGGGCUGAAAUGUGCAAGCCUAGUUCACAUUCCCAGGCACUUUUGUGAGCAGUCCAAUUAAUUUCAGGGGGUUUAUUGGUGUGGAAAAGUGUCUUGCUGUCACGUAUAAGUCUGCGCUAUCUACCCUUCAGUCCGCCUAAUGCUACCAAAUCAAAGAGGAAUAGGGAAUUGUAAAACUAUUUCUGUCCAGUCCAGCUUCAAUCCUUUAAUAUUUCCAAUUUCCUUUCAGCCUGCUUACCUGUCUCUCACAGGAUGCCUUUGGCCAUGAUGAUCACUUUUAAUCCAGUGCAGGGGAAGUGCUGCACUUCCCAGCCUGGAUUUGGUUGAAAUUCCCCACUAACUUUCUUUCUCCUUCAGGGUAACCACUUCAAUCCGGAUGCUUCAAGAGGCAGAAAUUGUCACUGUAAUUACACUGUAGAUUAAAGCAGCUACAUGACGUGUCACGCCAUAUUCCAUGCUGGCUUUCCACGCCGGUCUUUGCCCAGUGCUCACUGUGGAAAUGGAUAAGCUGUUUCCAAGUACUUCUACUGUCCCCCUUCAAAAAUAUGAGUGAAGAGUAUCCAGGGAAGAAACAGACUACCCAGAAAGUGGUAGAAUCACCAUCCCUGGAAGUGUUCAAGAAGAGGCCUCAGUGUGGCACUUUGGGACAUGGUUUAGUGGUGAAGAUGGCAGUGUGAGGUUAACAGUUGGAUUUGAUGAUUUUAGAGGUCAUUUCCAGCAUUAAGAAUUCCAUGGUUCUGUGUGCAGAAAGGAGUGUGAGCUUCGCCAUCAGUUGUAGAUCCUUGCACAUGGAGACCACCGUCGCUGGUGGCCCAGCUGGACAGGCCAGGUAUUUUCUGGGGACAGCCACCUGCCCAAACCACAGAAGAUACCUGGACCCUACUCUAUAUUUUAGAUGUAGUCUGCCCUGGCCAUGUGUCCCCAGUACCAUCACCUCAGUUCAGAGAAGAACACUGCCUGCCUGGUUACUUCCAAAUGGAUUAUCAGAUCAGCUCCAGGCUCACCUGCCACUAGUAAGGAGAAACUCCUCCAAAAUAAACCCUUAGCAUUUCUGAAUUUGGCUCAAACAGCACCUUAUAAACCCCAAGACCCUCUCAAGCACCCCUUGGUGCACUAGGAGAUAGACCAGCAGGUUAAUCCAUUCAAAGCCAGGAUGUGUUAUCAGCCCUUUACCAGCUGGAGCUGAGGCACACAAGGCUAAAUGGCCACCCAUAAUCAUACUGGGGAGGUGUGGAAAAUCCAGCAGAAAUCGAACUUUGGUUUCCUUAUUCCCAGUCUGCUGCUACUCUGUAAGAGGAGCCCCACAAACUAACGUGUGGCCUUGUACCCUUUGCCAAAGCCCAAGGUAUCACCACUGGGAGGUUUAUACCCCACAGCAGAGCAUCUGACAUGGCUCAUUCUGUGAGUAGAUAACGCUGCUUAUGCUGUGCCUAUGAAAUAUGCCUUGUGAGAUUGGGAAAUAUUAGACUUGCUAACAUAUCAGAAGGAAAUGUUGUCAUUACGACAGGAAAGUUUCUUUGAGAUGUUUACGAAUUUUUCUUUGCCAGUAGGCAGCCUCAAAUACCACCCCACCAAAUUCAGUAAACAUCUGCGUCUCUUUGAAGUUGCUGCAAAAAUCUGCUCGUGGAGCGCGGCACCGAGAAAUUGCUGUUUUAAUUAAAAUGUUUUAGAGGGGAAUUAAGGCUUUUGCAAAAAUAAUGACUAAUAGAACGUGAAGUCCAAUUAAGAGUUGGAUGCAACUAACCUUCAUUGUUUCAGGGAACCAAAUUGAAAACAAUAACAAAAAGAAAUUCAACAAGCCUAGAGUCACAAAUAUUCUGCAUUUCAGGGGUAUUUGCAGUAGCACAGUGUGUAGCAGGAAGAUGUCACAGCUACUUAUCCUGGCCGAUGGAAAGCAGAUGUGUUUCAGUGGUGAAGUGAAUGGUCCCCACAUCCUCAUGGGAAAGUGACAGUCAUGCCAUUCUCUGCAUAAUGUUAAAAGGUAUUUAUGUCAACAGGGGAGAAAAUUAAAGUUCCUGCUUUUUGGCAGAAGUCUAGAAAGAGACAUUUCAGGAAAUGAAAAAGAAAAAAAAAAGAAAAAGAGUAUUUGUAAAUGCAUCAAAGAUAAAUUUAGAUUUAUGUCAGUGUUUCGUCAGAUGUGUGAAAUAAAGUUAUGUAAAUCUAAAAUGUAUAAGUUGGAAAAAAAUACCAAAGAAAAGAAAGAAAAAGAAAAAAAAAGAAAAAAAGUAGCUACCAUCUGCCUAUUAAUUCCGAAACUCUAGAUUAUGUGCUUCUGUCCAAAAAUCUCUGGUAAUAAAAUGCCCAGUGUGGUAUGACUUGAUAUUGAAUCUUGAAUAUGCUAUAUGCUAUAUAAAAAAACCCAAACCUUGUAGAAGUCCACCCCUAUGGCCAACAUCAGGAACAGCACGAUGUGCACCCAGACUUGGCACUACACAGAGAAAGGACCAUGAAAAAUUGCUGAAGGUGAAGCAGUUUAUGAUGAGUGAUGCUCUUAUCAGAUCUAUUGACUGACUAUUAGCAGAGUUUGUAGGUACUGUCAGUAAUGUACUGCUUGUAUGUUUUCCUAUUAUAAAAUGAUUAGUUACAUUCCUAACUCUCCUCAUUUGCCACUUACCUGUUUCACUGUAUGGUCCAAAUGUAAUUACAGACCACAGAGAAGUUGUGGAGGAGAUAAGCAUACUUUGGCUUGGAAAGCACAUCCAUUUCAUCUGAAGGUGGCAGGCUUUGUUUCUUCUUCAAGGGCAGGAUGAAUAUUGUGGCCUAAAAUGAGCUUCUAUUUUAUCAAUACCUCAGUCACAUCUCAGUAAGCAGGGUUUAGAGCUUGCCUGACAAAGAAAUGGGUCAUGCUUCUUUGCUUGGUAUUCUAUUUUUUGUCAGAGAAAAAUAGAAACACAUUCCACAAAUAAUCUUUCAGGUAGACAGAAGGAGAUGUGUGUACAGGGCAGUUGGUUUCAGGCUGUCAACACUUUUUCUAGUUCACUGGUUUGAAUUCAGAUCAUAGGCCUGACACAUAUUUAUGGUUUCUUCUCUCAGAGGCUCACACAGUCAAAGCACUUAACUUCACAAAUAUUUGUACUUUAUAAAACCAUGCUGCUCUGAGGAAAGAAACUGAAUCCUCUGCUUUCCAGGCAGGAAACUGAAACUCAUAAGACCUGAGACCUGCCCAAGGUGCUGCUAAAAAUCUGAAGCAGACCCGUCAGUAGAACUGAAGGCUCCAGGAUUUUAGGGCAUUGCUGAGGAUGGUUCAUCUGCGAUUCACAUCAGUGAAAUUUCGCUGAGAGCAGACCCUGGCUUUGAGCUUGAGUCACAGAGAGCAGAACUGGGGGCCUGAAGUCAAAUGUGGACAACCAUCUGCAAGCACCAACUGACCAGAGCUUGUGCAUCUCCCUUCAGCUGGGUUUUUCAAACCACUGAUGCUGGGAAGAUCACAACCAGGUCUACUCCAACAUCUUUCACUCCCACGUGGACACAGUCCUUCCUUUGUUUGGUUUCAUGGCUCCACAGUAGAAGCUGCUCUGAGCCUUUCAGAUGAGAGCAGAGAUAGAAAAUGGCUGUGCUUAACCCUGAAAGGCUGAAAAAAAGGACCAAGGCUUCUUCUUUUGGAGGUCGUAAUUUUUUAGAGACAUCCAUUUGAGAGAAUGAUUUCCAUGUAAAAGCUGACUUCGAGCAGAGAAGGCACACAUUGCUUCCCACCAGAAAAAUGGUGAACUAGCCAACAAGGAGCACAAAUAACUUGGUCUCACCUGAAAGUGGGAGCACCUCUGCCACAGGAGAGGAUACUAUGCAGGGCAACUAAACAAUGGAGAAAAAAUUAUUUUUGACAAAUAUUCAUCUGUGGGCACAUUUGGCAGAUCUUUGCUGAACCUUUUACUGUUGUUUGACGUGUACCUCUAAUUCCUGCUUGCAGCUCAGAAAUGUGCAGAGGUCUUUCCCAUUUAACAGACCUGUUCAUCCAACACUCAUGGUUGCAUAAUUUUUGUUUUCCCACCAUGAAGCAAUAAGAUCAAAUUUGUAUGACCAGAAACAAAACACAUAUUUGAGCAUCAGGUUACUGACCUGUUUCCCAUUAUUUCUCAUCUGUUUUAUUUCUCAGAUUGCUGUCCUUGAUUCAGUUAGAAAUGAGGGCUAGAGGCCCACCUAGAUAUGAAGCAAACCACCCAUAACCUAAAAUACUGCUCAGGGGAAUAUGUGCUUUCUUCCUUCCACCUUCCAUUCCUCUUCAUUUCCUGUUUCAUUUCACUUUCAUUUCAUCUCAUCCCCUCUCUUUCACACCACUCAGCAUUCAUCCGUCUCUAUUAGCCUUUUAUCACCACUACUGCCCCACAGACUAAAGAAAAGACCCCUUUCAGGGAGCUGUUCCCCUCAAGAACAGUGAUUUAUGUGAUCUUCUCUCUUUUCCUUUUUCCUGUGUACUUUGGAAGGCGAGGUGCCAAUCUGUGCCAGCAGCUCCCUGUAUUUCACUGCCCACACCAGCAAUCCCCAGCUCAGGGCCAUGGGGUCCCUCUCAGGUGUGCCCUGGGUACAAAGCAGGUGCUUCUGGUAUUUGAUUUGCUGCAGAGGAGUUAAUUGUCAGCUCCUCACCUUCCCUGAACCUGUUCUGUUUGUUGCUUUUCCGAAGGUCUCCUCUGCCUUGACCAGAUCCGAGAACUCAGCACACCGGCUACUGGGGCUUGCCAUCCGUUUAAACCUCUGCAAGAGGAAAAUUUAGCACUAUUGAUUUGAUCUGGCUAUUUUUGGACUUGAAAUAAAAAGUGAAGAACAGGCCAAGCUGCUGUGAAAUAUGUAGUGUGGGAUCCAAGCACAGACGUAGAAUCACUUGGAUUGGAAAAGACUUCUAAGAUUAUCAAGACCAAUCAUUAACCAAGCACUGCCAAGUCUAGCACUGAACUGUGUCUCUGAGCACCACAUCUACAUGUUUUUUGAACAUUUCCAGGGAUAGUGAUUCCACCACUUCCCUGGGAAACCUGUUCCAAUGCUUUUUCGGAGCUUUUUCUUCCCUGGUGCUCUUUCAAUUACAUUUGCUCUCUGAAAGACUCUGCUAUCUAGACUAGUAGGGCCUUCAUGAUGUCCCAUGUAAAAUGGUCCAGAGUUUUUACAGAUCUGACCCCAAGUUCCUAAAGCCUUCCUGGUGUCUCACAGACACUGAUAUAAAUCAAAGAAAGAGUUAGAGAAUGUUACAGGCUAAAGACAAUGGUCUCUGUGUCCUUUCCUGCUUACAGAGAAUACUCCCUCAAAGUAUCACUGAAAUGAAACAGCCAUUAAAGCACUCUGCAACCCGAAGAGCCUCAGUACUGAAUUAAUGCUGGAGAUCAGCUAAAAAAAUCUUAAAAUAAGGAAUGCACUUGCUCUUGAAUUCAAGCCCUUAGGCAAAUCUUCCACCAGCUUUACUUCUCAAAUAGGAACUGAUAGGUCACAUUGAGACCCACUUAAGUCUUAGUAAUGAACGUAAGCAGGGAAGACCUGUCACAAAGACGUCACUGCCUUGCAGUGCUACCUCCAGGCACUCUACAGUUUUUCUUUAAUUCUGCCAAAGGCAAGUUUAUCAUUUAGCACUGGAUCCACAGUAAGCAGAUUUGUGUUCCACCAACUUUCCUUGCUCUUAGUCUAGUCUGGAUUUGACUGAUGUCUAUGUGUGGUAACAGCACUUAUGUCUUCACAACACAGCACGACAGUCCAAAUAAGGCUUUCCUACUGAUGAAGGCACUUCCACCUCAGUAUAAGUACCUGCUCUUUGAGCAGAGUUUGGUGGCAUAUAUGUUCAAAGCUGCUCAAGAGGAACAACCAGACUAUGAUGUUUUUCCUCAGCAGCUUAGCUAUUUUCCCCCCAUUCUAUUUGGCUACCAGACUCUCAGGGACACAUCACCUAAGUAGCAACAGCCAGUGCAACAAAGAAGUAUCACAGUGUGGAUGUGCACCUGCAAGAGGCAGCUUCCACGUUUGCUUCACUCAUUUGGCUUCAUUUUGUUCUGACCUUGACUCCCAAAAACAUACGGUCUCAAGAGAGAACACUGACUGGACGGAAAAGAAACGUGGAAAAUCACCAUAGCCAUUGUUGGUGCGUCCUAGCACUGCUUUCUCCUCAUCUGGAAUAGGAGACAGGGAAGACUCAUGAAAGGAAGGACAGGAAAUUCUGGCACCCAAAGCCAUAAGACUCUUACAAGCCUGAAGUGAUAUUUUCUGCUCAUCUGUGCUGAGAUGUGAUUAUUAUAAGAACAUCACAUUCUCAGUUAGCUUUCCUACUCUCUCAGCACCUGCUUUCUAAAUGUUAUUAUAGCCUAUCUCCCUUUCAGCUCAUCUCCAUUCCUUUGUCCAAGGCAGAAAAAAUUAUACUCUGCUUACACAAAAGCUUAUUCUUUUACUUGGCACACAAAACAAGGCAGGAGAUAAGAGCCUGUUGAUUUUAUCAUCUCAUCAUUUGCUUCGCUGUUGGAUUAUAAACAGUAUUCCAAUCUACUCCCAUAACUGAAACACCUUUUUUGUAUCAAUUUUUCUUUUUACUAUCUUCAUACCACUUUGAUUUUUUUACGGCUCUAGCUGUAACCUGUGUCUAUUUCUCUGAUUUGAACAGAAUUAAAUGCAGUUUUCAAAAUAAUGGGCCCAAUCCUACAAUUUUCCCCUACAGAUGUUAUAUUCAUCUAAUCUGCAACUUCCACCUUACAAGGCUCUUUCCAACAGUGUCUUGUUACAGUCAACACCAGCCCUGGGCAGCAAAAACUGAAACAGACAACUCUGAAAUGAUAAUCCAGGAAUUCAUAUAUUAGACAAAUUAAAGUGCAUGUUAGAUUGAUUCAUAUUUUUGCUAGUCUUUAUCCUUUAGGCACUGACCUCAAGGAGAGCAUGGCAAAAAUUUCACCAGUGCCCAGCAAGGCAAGGAGAACAAUUGGGACAGGAGAAAAACAGGAGAGAGUGACCCACACACAUUGUACCUGCUGCCUAGGAAGAGUCCCCAGGCUGAAGUUUCUGAAUUCACCCCAGAGGACUGGAUAGUUAGGGUCAAUACCUGCAGAUACCUCAGUUUCCCUCAUCACUGGAUUUGACCCACAGUAUUUGCUGGUUCAUAAUGUUGUUUUGCAGUACCAUUGCUGAGUUUGAAAGGUUUUUUUCCCCCAAUACUAAUUUUAUUUUGACUUUUGGAGCUGCUUGUUGCAUGUGAUCUAUGAGAUCCUGGAGUUAAUGACGUCCCUCAAAAGCUCUCAGAAGUGUCACAAUGGCUUUUCCCAACAGCAUCAUCUUGAUUGUGCAUCUAGAAGCAAACUACAAAAAAAUACUUACAAUGUAACAACAAUACAUCCCUUUUUUCCACCAUCAAAAAAAGCUGCAAAGGAAAAUAAGUGACAGGAUUUCUUACAGUCAGUGCUGCUGAAGAUCUGGUGGCAAAAUUAGGAAGAGCAGCACAAAGCUGCUAAAAUGGUUUAGCCCAAAACUAAAACUGGUUUUAACACAUAGUUGUCAUUGAUUUCUAGUCCUCAUGAUCUUCCUUUAAUAUCUUCUUCGAGACUACAGGUAACUCCACCUUUCAGCACCUCCUGUAGCUCUGCCAUUUGAAGCCUUGUCACCUGCAAGGGAGCCCCAAAAAGCAGCCUCACAGAAAUGAGUGUAGGCCUGGUCAUUGUGUUGCUGUCUCCAGUUUCCCUUUCACCUGCUGCUCUUCACACCCAACAGAAUUUUACCAGAAUAGCCAUGAGAGAGUUGUUCUUCCCAAAUUGCUGUCAGGUAUGAAAGUCAUCUUGUGCCUGAAUAAUUGAGGCAUUCAUCCCAACCAACAGCAAGGCAUUUCUGUAGUCCUCCUUAACCCCCAACUGAUCUAAUUAGUCCCUUGCAUUCAAAGGUGGUGAUUUGGGCAGAAGACUUGAAAAAUGGGAGUUCACAACUGGGAAAUUUCUUGAUCAAGAUUAUUAUAAUUUUUUCAAAUAAAACCCAAAGUUUGCAUAAUGAGGAUUUCUGGGAAGAUAGGGUCUAUUACACAGGAAAACCAGCUGUUCACCAUUAAUUGACUCCAUCCUUCUCAGACACUUUUUUACAGACACUUGGAAUCAGGAUUUCUGAGCACAUAUGAGCCUAGCAUUAAGUUAAAUGAAAAUCGAGGAACUGACCUGAAAGCAGAGAUUACCAACCUUAACUUUCAAUUUAUCAGGACCUUGCCAUGAUUUAAACACAGGCUGCUCUGCCGAAAUACAGAGAGUUUCUACUUGCAGCUCUUGAUUUUCUUCACUGCUCUACAAUGCAGAGGUUAAAUGGUACCUGUGGAAAAUACCCUGCACACUUCUGAGGUAACUUUCCCCAGCAGUUAGCACCGAAACACCCUCAGACACAGGGGAACCCAUCAAACAUGACCUAUAGAGAAUCACAGAAUCAUUAGGGUUGGAAAAGACCUCUAAAAUCAUCAAGUCCAACCAUUAACCUAACACUGCCAGAUCCAGCACUAGACCAUGCCCCUAAGGGUCACAUCCACACGUUUUUUGAGCACUUCCAGGGCUGGUGAUUCCGCCACUUCCCUGGCAGGCUGUUCCAAUGUUUGACCAGUGUCAAUGAUGCCAGCUACUCAGUUUUGAGUUUAUGCAGCAGAGAGGGAAACCAGACUCAUAGCAGGAGCAAAUUGGUAUUAAAACCCUGUCUGAACAGCAGAAGAUCCACAUCUCACUCAAGACUUACAUAUAAAGUGAGCCUAUACAAUGGCAGUGCUGAUCAUUUCCUUGGGUUUUAGAGAAAUGAACAACUUUAACUUUACAGACUUCAUGGUUGCUUGAUCUCACUACAGUAAACAGCUCCAUAUUUUUCCUUUUCAUGUUUUAUCCUGAAGCAACAGAGCAUUACAUUAAUUGACUUGUCUUAUUAAUUCAAUAAGCUGCUUCCAAGAUGAAAUGCUUAGCUAUGCUUGCUUGUUUUUGGCACUUUUUGGUUGUUGGAAGAAAAGCUUUAAGGCUAGAAUUGCUCUGAUGUUUUCCACAGUUCACUGAAUAAUUUUAUGCACUACUGAAGAUUUGCCACAUUUGGAAUUACUGCAAACUGCUACUUUUUCAUCAUAGUAUAAUUUAAUUCACACUUUUAGUAUGAUAAGAAAACAUUUAACAGUUUGCAUAUUUGAGAAGAAUAUUUGUUCUGCCAUAAAGUUAUGGUUAAGAAUUCAUUAUGGGUCACUCAUUUCUAGGACUUGUAAUUUGGACUUAAGAUACAUUUAGAAGAUUAAAGAUGACAUAGAAGCCACCCCAUUCAAAUGAAUUAUAUGCAAGAAAUCCGGGGAGAAAAAAAUUGACCUUGCUGUAAAUAUAGGGCAAAAAUAAUUUAUUGCAAGCUUGAGUGAGAUUGAGAAAUUUUUACUAUUUUACCAAGAUAUUGAAGAGGAGGUGAAACUAUUUUAAGCUUUAAAAAACAAAACCCUGACAUUCCUUAAGGGGAAAAUAUUCAUGUAACUAUGUGGAUUCUUAGAUUUCAACUUCUUUAGGAAACACGAACUCUUGGUUUGCCUUUCAGCUGGUGAAAAUGCUGAUUUUUUUUUAAUUAUUUUUCUGUCUGUGCUGCUGAAAAUGAAAUUUCUUUUUUCACUGAGUUUUUUCUUUUUCAAGAAGUCUGGCCAGGGGCUGGCAAUGCAUUUACCUUUCUAUCCAUCAUCCAAGGUCACGCCUCCUCAGGGAUGGCGCAUACCUGGGAGUGACACAAGGGUCAUUCCACUUGUUCGAAUCACCCUCAGCAGCCAUUGCUGGUGUCCCUUAACCUCUUUGUGUCCCUUGGAGGGUCCUGUCACACCAUGGACUGUUGUCCUAGACAUAAAUAUCUCUCUCCAGUUUAUUUCUUGGACUUGGAGUGGAACCUCACAGUGAAGCCUCUAAGGUGAGGUCUCUGCAGGUUAACUGUGAAUAUUCUCCCUCUGCUUUCUUGCUGCCAGAGCCUGUGGGACCUCCACCAUCUCAGCUGAGGAAAGUGGCUGAGAAAGCCCCUUAGAGAGCUCCUGGAGAAAGUCCAACAUUUAACUGCUUCAGGGAUGUGGCCUGGCCUUGGCAGGGCUGCUGCAGGGAGCAAGGGCUGGACACAAAUAGAGUGAAAAUCAGAAUGCUACAAAAGGGAGUCAGUCUCGGGAAAAACAGUUCAGAUGUUCUUGCUCCUGGGGGUAGGAAGAAGGCAUGGCUGAAAAAAAUGUCCUUUAUACUCCUUCUCACCCCAGAGCCAAGAACAAUCCCUGCUGCAGCAAACCCAAUCUGGUAAUCACAAGGUUUUGAGUUAAAGACUUUGCUUGCAGCGAGGUCCUGUUUUUAAAUGAAGGUUAUUGACCAAGUUUCUGGCCUUAAGGAAAGAAAUCAAAACAUAAUUUAUGCUCAGAGUGACCUGUAGGUGUUUGCACAACAAUUAAUACCCAGUUAUGGUAAUACAGCUGGACACAAGUCAAUUGAUCUUUUCCUUGAAACUUUUUACGCUUACGGCCACUACCUCUAACUCUUCAUUAUGUGUCCCCAUACUCAUUGCAUUUCAAAAUUAUCACACUAAGCAAAGCUCAAUGCACUGUUCAAAUGAGUAAGGAACAUCUGGUGAGGUGAGACUACUGGGACUCCAUGGACAGAUAAAGCUGUAGCACUUUUCCUCUGUAUAUGGAAAUGCAUUGUAAAUUAAAUCUGCAAAUCGUCUGAAAAGGCACAGGUUGGAAAGGAGGUGGAGAAGCACCAUCAUUUGUGCCAAGGUCAAAUUCCAUGCAGCUUAGCUUGAGCCAGUGUAUUUUCAUGCAUUCAGUCACAAAGCUUUGUACUGUUCGCUCAUUAUUUUGUACCUUGACAGUUUUCUAAAGGUGCUUGGGUCAUCGUACUUUGGCCAUCACAAAAUAAGUGCCAAAUAUACUAUAAAAGUGAAAAAUCUUGUGACUAUGAAAA